AUGGCACCCUUGCGACAAGUUGCCGUGCUACGAAUGUACAUCCAAACCGUUUCUAUGACAGGAGUCGGCGCAGGAGCACCUAUUGGUGGGCUAAUUAUUAGCUUGGUGGGCUGGAGAUGGUCGUUUCUGGGACAGACCCCAAUACUAUUUUUCUGCCUUGUCAUGAUCGCAUGGAAACUUCCCAAGGAUUCCUACUCAAAAGUCCACCAAAAUGGCGCACAGGACUGUCAUUUGGAGAAAAGGCGUAUGGAUGUUCUCGGCAUCGUUCUUCUGGCAGGUGCUGUUUCAUCAUUCAUUCUUCUUUGCAGCGCGUUCACAGAGACUUCAACUUUGGGUAGGAUCAGAUGGGCACUUGUGGCCGCCUUAAUUAUUUUCGGAGUCCUUUUUGUUAUUGAUGAAGCAUUCUGGGCUAAAGAUCCUUUGAUUCCUCUGGAUUUGGCCGCGACUAAUGGAAUAGGCAUUGCAUGGACUGCACAAGUCCUGCUUAAUAUUGGUCUCUUCAGUGUUGGUCUAGACUAUAGUCUCUUCUACAUGACGCCCGCUAACUUUUCAAUUCCUAGAUGA
Penicillium taxi is the source of this 564-nucleotide messenger RNA. RefSeq names its product Vacuolar membrane amino acid uptake transporter fnx2. Gene Ontology annotation, biological process: transmembrane transport; basic amino acid transport. Lineage: Eukaryota; Fungi; Ascomycota; Eurotiomycetes; Eurotiales; Aspergillaceae. The transcript is spliced from 2 exons. Gene Ontology annotation, cellular component: fungal-type vacuole membrane. The record is from RefSeq and is a predicted model, not a curated record. Gene Ontology annotation, molecular function: basic amino acid transmembrane transporter activity. Bases 1 to 564 code for a protein of 187 amino acids.